Molecule: messenger RNA, 1986 nt
Organism: Entelurus aequoreus (snake pipefish)
Lineage: Eukaryota; Metazoa; Chordata; Actinopteri; Syngnathiformes; Syngnathidae
Product: peroxisome proliferator-activated receptor alpha-like
Exons: 8
Coding region: 222-1655 (477 amino acids)
Biological process (GO): regulation of lipid metabolic process; hormone-mediated signaling pathway; negative regulation of transcription by RNA polymerase II
Cellular component (GO): nucleus
Molecular function (GO): zinc ion binding; nuclear receptor activity; RNA polymerase II cis-regulatory region sequence-specific DNA binding
Source: RefSeq, a predicted model, not a curated record
CUCUGUCUGACGUCACUUCCUGUUCAAGGACGACAGAGGGCGCGUUGCGAGCUCGGAGCGAAAUGGACGGACAGGCCACACGGAGAUAAAAAAAAAGAAAAAGCUGCGCCGAAAACUUCUCCCUUCCUUGUCCGCUCCGCACAACCAACCCCGACCGGAAGUCUGGAAAUGCUCGGGAGCCAAAUCUCUGCGUUUGGUGAGUGAGGUGUGCAUCCUCCACCAUGGCAGGCGACCUCUACUGCCCCCCAUCCCCACUUGGGGACUCCCUCCUGGACAGCCCCCUCUGUGCAGACCUCAUGGAGGAUCUUUGUGACAUCUCCCAGUCCAUCGGGGAAGACACGAUAGGGUUUGAUUUCCCGGAGUACCAGAGUCCAGGUUCCGGGUCCGAGAGCUCCAAUGCACCUGACACCUUGACUCCAGCCUCCAGCCCGUCACCGGGGUGUUGCGGAGCUGCGCCAGAGCCCAGCGAGAGCGCCGGCCCCCUAACCUUGGAGUGCAGGGUGUGCUCGGACAAAGCCUCAGGCUUCCAUUACGGCGUGCACGCGUGCGAGGGCUGCAAGGGUUUCUUCAGGCGAACAAUCCGGCUCAAGUUGGAGUACGAUAAGUGCGCGCGCAACUGCAAAAUCCAGAAGAAGAACCGCAACAAGUGCCAGUACUGCCGCUUCCAUAAGUGCCUCUCUGAGGGAAUGUCACACAACGCCAUCCGCUUUGGACGCAUGCCCCAGGCGGAGAAGAUGAAGCUGAAGGCGGAAAGCAAGAUGGUGGAGAAGAAGAAGGAGGCCAGCCCGUUGCUGUCCGACCACAAGAUCCUGAUCGGGCGGAUCCACGAAGCCUACAUGAAGAACUUCAACAUGAACAAAGCCAAAGCUCGCCUAAUCCUCACCGGAAAGACAAGCAAGCCGCCGUUCGUCAUCCACGACAUGGAGACCUUCCAGCUGGCCGAGAGGACCUUCGCGGCCCACAUGGUGUCUGACAAGUUGGAGCCCGACAGCGACGUCCCAGCAGGAGUUCUGGUGGCGGCGGUGGGAUGCGGCGGGCUCCAGCGGAGGGAGGCCGAGGCUCGCCUCUUCCACUGUUGUCAGAGCACCUCGGUGGAGACGGUCACGGAGCUCACCGAGUUUGCCAAGGCCGUGCCCGGCUUCCAGAACCUGGAUCUGAAUGACCAGGUGACGCUCCUCAAGUACGGCGUCUACGAGGCCCUCUUCACGCUCCUGGCCUCGUGCAUGAACAAAGAUGGCCUCCUGGUGGCGCGCGGUGGCGGCUUCAUCACCCGCGAGUUCCUCAAGAGCCUCCGUCGGCCCUUCAGCGACAUGAUGGAGCCCAAGUUCCAGUUCGCCACGCGCUUCAACGCCUUAGAGCUGGACGACAGCGACCUGGCCCUGUUCGUGGCCGCCAUCAUCUGCUGCGGCGACCGUCCAGGCCUGGUGGACGUCUCCCUGGUGGAGCAGCUCCAGGAAGGCAUCGUGCAAGCCCUGCGGCUCCACCUGGUGGCCAACCACCCAGACGACGCCUUCCUGUUCCCGAGACUGUUGCAAAAACUGGCCGACCUCAGGGAGCUGGUCACCGAGCACGCUCAGUUGGUGCAAGAAAUCGAGACGUCGGAGGACACCUCGCUGCAUCCCCUCUUGCAGGAAAUCUACAGGGACAUGUACUAACUUCAAUAUCACUACUGAGUACACUUUUACUCAUACUGCACAAGAAAACUUUGUUUUAGGGAAAACUACUGUACUGUGAAAAGGGGGCCAUAUUUUACAUUGGAGACAGACUAAAGCAAUCAUAUGUAAAAUUAAAUAUAUAUAUAUAUAUAUAUAUAUUGCCUGAAUAGUAUAGUGGCCAGGUGGUGUCAAACUUAUGUUACCUUGUAUAUUAUUUAAAAAAUGUGUGCUAUUUUUUUUUGCAUUUGAACAACCCUGCAUGAUGAUUGAAAUGUGACUUCUCAAACUACAAAUGAGUCUUUCAUAAAUAAAAUACAAAAUACUGACUGCA